AUGAGAAGCACGAGAAAUGUAUCAUACAUAAUUACACAUAAUAAAGAUGAUCACGGACACCUUUUAGGAAUAAAUUCUUUAGCAUUAGAUACUCGAACCGUAAAUCCCAAAACCGGUAAACCCGAAGGAAUACUUUAUUCAGCUGGACGGGAUGAAAAAGAACCAAUAGUAACUAUUAAUGAUUUAAAAAAACGGGAUGGUGGAAUAAUUCAGCUUAGUGAUGGUGGAAUAGUUCAGCUUAGUGAUGGUAAUAAUAGUAUUCUAUCUAAAAGUGAUGACGAUGAUAAUAUUCCUUUGGAAAAAUUUAGUGAUACUAAAAAAGGUCAUUAUUAUUGGAAAAUUGAUGAAGCUAAUUCUUUUUCGCCACCACGUGCAUCUACGUUUCGUCAGUCAUUCCGAAGCCAUACCGACUGGGUGAAUGAUAUAAUACUUUGUCAUAAUAAUGAAACAUUAAUUUCCGCAUCCUCUGAUCGAACAUUAAAACUCUGGCAUCCUCACAUAUCAAAUAGUCCAACCACCAUCGGAUAUCAUAGUGAUUAUAUAAAAACUUUGGCUCAUGCUCAAGGACCGGGUUGGAUCGCUAGUGGAGGAUUUGAUCGUAAAAUUAUAUUAUGGGAUAUAAAAGAAUGUCGACCAUCAUCAGGAAUUUCUUCAAUUAAUUUAGAUUAUCUGUCAAUAGGAACGAUAUCAGAAGUAUCACCAAAAUCUUCGAUAUACACACUUGCAUGUAAUCCAUCGGGGUCGGUAUUAGUUUCUGGAUCGCCUGACAAAAUUAUUCGUGUUUGGGAUCCACGUUCGUUUAAGCAAAUUACAAGUUUUACUGGACAUACUGACAAUAUAAGAGCUGUUUUAGUUAGUGAUGAUGGUGAAUUAGUAAACACCACAAUUAAAUUAUGGUCACUUCGAACACAACGUUGUAUUAAUACUUUUACCAUUCAUUCAGAUUCUGUUUGGUCUUUAUUUUCUGAUCAUCCUCGAUUAGAAACAUUUUAUGCUGGUAGUAAAGAUGGACUUGUUACUAAAACUGAUUAUAGUGGUUGUGCUGAGAUUCGUGAUGGAGAUUGUGUGGCUGUUUGUAAAGAAGAUGCUGGUGUCAUUAAGCUUGUUGCAUUAGAUAAUAAAUUUGUAUGGACAGCAACAUAUGAUUCUAGUAUAAAAAGAUGGAAAGACGUGUGUAUGCGUCGUAAUCAUAAGAAUUAUAUGUUAUCUUCCUCAUCUACUUCGCCUCCUACAUCUCCAACUUUUCCUUCUACUUCACCUCCAUCAUCACCACCAAUACCUUCAUCUGCGGUGAUAAAACUUACAUCGAAUGGAGGUGUAAAUAUGGAUACUGAAUCCGCUACUAUUACUACAACGGAUGAUCAUAUGGAAGAUCUUGAAGAUCCAAUUCCAGUUGCAUUAAUUCCAAAUUAUAUGUUAAAUAAUCGAAGACAUAUUCUUACUCUUGAUAAUUCAGGGGAAGUUGCUUUAUGGGAUAUAAUUUUGUGUUCACGUUUAAAGACAUUUGGAAAACACAAUAUUGAUGAAGUUUUAUCAAAGAUUAAUACUAUCGAAUCCAUUCCAAAUUGGUGUUCUGUAGAUACUCGGGUGGGGGCUUUAACAGUUCAACUUGACGAGAAAAGUUGUUUUGAUGCAGAAAUGUAUGCAGAUGAAGCUGGAUUACCCGAAGAUGUAGAGAUGCGAGAAGAUCAAAGAAAGAUUCAAAGGCACCAUAAUUUAAUGCAACAAAGGUUACAACAAUCUGAUUUUAGACGAGGAGGAGGUGAUCAACAAGAAAGUAGGACAACUUUAUCACAAAAAAUUUCAUUUCCUCCCGCUACUUUGCAUUCUACCGAUACAAGUAAUAAUAGUAGUACAAUUUAUCAAAAAACAUCUAUUAUAAGUAAUUCAAGUAAUAAUAAUAGCGGUGGUAGUAAUAGUACCCCUACAACACCACCUACUGCUGCUACAAUUCAAUCAAUUAUUAAUUCACCAGGUUCCUUACCAAGAAUUACUCAAUCUCCUACCACACCUGUAGCUGCUUUUACUACGGGUCCAUUUACUGCACCUGCAACUACUGGAACGUCUGCUCAAGAUUAUUUUUCUGUGAAUCAAUCUCCUAGUAGUAGCAGCGGAACAGCAAGUUCAAUAAUGGGAAGAUUUAAAAAUCCUUUUAAUGUUCGUAGUAAAACUCCUCGUUCACCAACGAAUACUGAAAAUAAACAAGAAGCAGAAAAUUUUUCAAGUACUAAUAAUGCUACUAAUAUUAAAGCUGGUGAUUUAAAAUUAACUGUGUCCACUAAUCAAUUAAAAGAUGAAAAUAAUUCACAACCAUUACGAAAGGAUGAUGAAACAAUGGUUAACUCGCCUACCACAAGUUUCGCACCUCAACUCAACCAAAUGUCAGUUAUUGGUGGUUCUCCUUCCUCUCCUUCUUCUCCUUCUCAUAUUCCCACCCGUCAAAUGAAAUCUAUCAUUGUACCCCCUUUUGUCCAAUUUCCUGUACAAGAAACUCCCGAAAUUCAAAUUCCACCUCACACCAUCAUUAUAAUAUCAGAAGAAACUCCCGAAGCUUCCGCCUGUGUAGAUUUAUAUCGAGGAACUGUUGAUUCAUUGGAUAGAGAUGCCGAAAUCGUUGAACAAAAAGCUCCAGAUUGGCUAAUCGAAUUCUUAAUCAAAGGCAGGACUACUCAAAAAGAACCAUUCAAGAUUGGUUUUUUAUUAAAACCACACGAAGGUUCUGAACUUGAUGAUCUUCCGAAUGGCUAA
Molecule: messenger RNA, 2748 nt
Organism: Diversispora eburnea
Lineage: Eukaryota; Fungi; Glomeromycota; Glomeromycetes; Diversisporales; Diversisporaceae
Source: the annotation of a GenBank genome assembly